AAACUUCUUUGGCUUUCCUGUUAGCACACCAUUGCCACAAACACCUCAGGCUACUUCAACUACAGGCAGCUCCACUCAAGGUCGCUGCAAGAUAAAAGGAAUUAUCAAGCGCUCUCCUGAGCCAUCAUCAAGUAGUGGGAAGUCUGGGAGAAAGCGGCUGUCAGAUGCAGAGAGAUUCCUAAGAGACAACCGUGAGUAUUACCACUUCCAAGAAACUACUGAAAGAUUGCGGAGAUCAACUUGCUCCUCAGCAGAAAAGGAGAAAUAUGGAAAUGGUGAAGAUGCUGGUGCACAAGGCUCAAAAGAAUAUAUUAACAGAAAGGAAGAAAUCAAAUCCAAAGAUAGCCCCUCCUCCUCAUGCUCUUCUCCAUCUCCCUACUUGACCAGGACUCGACAUGCAGUCUGUGGGGACAGGAGAGUAACCAGGAGUGCUGGAGGGAUCCAUGGAAGGUGCAGAGACAAAAGUGUUGCUAAAGAAAAAGAGAAAGAAAAGGAAAACAUUAAGGAAAAGGAGAAAGAACAAGUAAAAGAGAAAGAUAAGGAUCCUGCAAAGGAGAGAGAAAAGGAUCAUGCAAAGGAGAGAGAAAAGGAUCAUGAGUAGAGAAAGAGAAGGAAAGUGACAAUGCAAAAGAGAGAGAAAAAGAAUGUUUGCAAGGUAAUGUAAAAGUAGAUUCUGGAAAAGAAAAGGAAAAGGGCACAGUAAAAGUGGGAGAGAAAGACAGUAGAGAAUUGAAAGAGGACAAAGACAAAGAAAAUUUACCAGGGAA
Messenger RNA from Penaeus monodon (black tiger shrimp), 767 nucleotides. Its product is annotated as peptidyl-prolyl cis-trans isomerase G-like. Lineage: Eukaryota; Metazoa; Arthropoda; Malacostraca; Decapoda; Penaeidae. The record is from RefSeq and is a predicted model, not a curated record.